Molecule: messenger RNA, 2666 nt
Organism: Blepharisma stoltei
Lineage: Eukaryota; Ciliophora; Heterotrichea; Heterotrichida; Blepharismidae
Source: the annotation of a GenBank genome assembly
AUGUGGCAGGUUCUCAUGUUAAUCUUCUCAUUAGCUUUUUCUCAAUCAAGCUUAAAGGAAUGCGAGAUGGAGUGAGCAAAAGUUUUGAAAGGAGCUGAAGGAAUUCUUGAUCCCAACCCAUCUGACUAUACAAAGAUGUUUAGAUACUCAGGGUUUAUGAUUAAUAACUUAGGUGAAUAUGAUCCCUGCACGGAUAUUUCGAUUGCAAAAUACACUGUAAUUGAGAUAGUGUUUCCGUUUAUGGUUAUUACUCUUUGUGGGCCAAAAGUUUGUAUAUUUUCUUGAAUUAAUCUGUUAAAAAUUAAAUUUUUUAUGUUAUGCUAUUAAUCUUAUCAGUUUAUAUGCUAAACACCUAAUAAGAGUGUACAGAGGAGGAUUAUAUCCAAAUAUUGACAAAUUCAAGUUUUUUUCACCAAUUACCAUCUGCCCUAAAAUCCCAAAAUUCCCAGAAAAUUCUUACUCAGUAUCCAAAUACUCCAAUAGUUUUCCCCAAAGAAUACAUUGAUGACAAUUUCAGCGAUUAUUCAGCCGGUGCAAUAUUAAUGAUAAUUUUUAUUGCAAUUAUUGCUUUUAUAUGCUUAUCCGCCACUAUUUUAGAGUAUUACGAGAUAUCAAAACCCCAAAGUAUAGAUAAGCUUGGCUCUGAGCCACAAGAGAGAUCUUUGGCUAUUAAAUACUUGCUUUGUUUUUCAAUGAUUACCAAUUUAAAAAAACUAUUUAUAAGCAGAAGCCAAGAAAGAUUAGGGAAAAAAGAUACGUUAGAGUUAUUAAACAGUGUCAGGGUCCUUUCAAUUGGAUGGGUUAUUCUUGGCCAUACGUGUUUAUUGCUUUGAACAGAGGCAGUGAUUUCGAAUGGUGACCAUUUUAUUGAUAUUUUGAAGAGCUCUGAUAUGAUUAUUCCUGCGAGUGGAGAAGUAUCAGUUGAUACUUUUUUUUGGCUUGCUGGGCUAUUAGUUGCAUAUUUGUUGAUAGCUGAAAUUAAUUCUCCUAACUAAGCUAAACGAUAAAGGACUCAUAAAAUUUAUGAUCUAUUUGAUUUUCCAGUUAAUUUUAAUUUUUAAUGAAUUAUUUUAUAACUUAUAUGAAGUAUACACAUAGCUUUAGGUCAAUAUAUAGAUAUCCUAAGAUAGUAAGAAAGCGAAUUGGAUCAUGAUUUAUGUUCAUAGAUACCUCCGUCUAACUCCUUUAUACUUAUUUGUGAUUUUAUUCUAUUGGUCUCUCCAAAAGCACAUCGGGAAUGGCCCACUGUGAUAUAGAGGAAAUUCCAUAAACGAUCCUUGCAAAAAGUAUUGGUGAACUGAUAUCUUAUACGUAAAUAAUUUUGUUCCCAACUGAAAAUCCAGCACUUGUUUAGGCCAAGCAUGAUAUUUAGCUAAUGAUAUGCAAUUUUUCAUAAUUACUCCCCCAAUCCUUUGGCUUUACCACAAAUACCAUAGAUCAUUUGGGUGGGUUUCAGUGAUUUUAAUGAACAUUCUGUCAAUUUUAAGCUCAGGCCUUAUAGCUAAUCAUUUCAAUCUCAAUGCUGUACCAAUUGCAGCUGAAAGUGGACAAAAUGGAUAUUGGUACUACUAUGUAAAACCUUAUUGCAGAAUCGGGCCUUACGGUCUUGGAAUAAUAUCAGGCUUAAUCUUAUAUUCAUACAGAAAAUUCCAAGAUAAGCAAAUUACCUAUGAUUCAACAGCGAUCUGGGUUGCUAAAAAAUUUGAAAAUAUUUAUUUCAGGUAUAUUGCUGGCUUUAUAGGACUAGCAUUGAUUAAUAUCAAUAUUUUUGUAUUGUAUGACACUUUUAAGCACCCCGGGAAAGGUCUUACAUACCCGCAUUGAACUGAUUCAGAGAAUGUUGCUUUUAUUGCCUUCAAUAAAGUAACUUUUGGCUUGGGGAUUACUUUAGUCCUGCUGCCAGCACUUCUUGGACACUUUAAUUGGAUUACUUGAGUACUUUCCUGGGACAUAUGAACUCCACUCGCAAGAAUGACCUACUGUGUUUAUUUAAUCCACUAUAACAUCCUUGAUAUCAUUUAUAGGAGCCAAAAAGUGGCUACAAUCUUAAGUGAAUUUACUUGAAUCCGUGAUGCGAUAUUUUUCUUUGUCAUUUCUUAUAUAAUUGCGAUUCCAUUUGUGCUAAUGAUUGAAAUGCCUGCUUUGGCUAUAGAAAAGCUAGCAUUUUCUUCAAUUAGAGCUAUAGAAGUUUCCUAUGUUUGGCGCUGUAAAGGCCGAUAAAUUCUGAUCGGAAUUUAUCGGUAGGUUGCACCAAAUCAAUGCCUUGGUCGGACCAAAAAGCGAUUUGGUCCGACGAACUUGGAAAGCUCCUGGGAAAAUGUCUGCGCUUUUAGCGCUAUAUAGAGGAAACCUCUAUAAGCCAUCGGAAGAUCAGCAAAAUAAAUCAAUUAUUCUUCAGCCUUUAACUAAAUCACUUCAGAUAUAGUCAGUUAGGAAGAAAAUUUCCUAUUUUUAGUUAGCAGCAUUUGAAUUGUUUUUCAGUAGGUAGUGCAAUUAUAAUUGUAUUUUAAACAUCGGCACACUAGAUAAAUUUUUUUAUUUUAAAUCAUUUUAUCAUAAAAUUCAAAAAAUUGAAUUUUAUUUUAUUUUUAAAAAAUUUUAUAACCCAACUUUUAAAUUGAAGAAAAUUUCUUGUUUCUAUUUAAAGAAGAAGGAUUAAAGGAUAA